AUGGUUCUCUGGGAGAUCGCUGGUACGUACUCUGGGAGAUCGCUGGUACGUGCUCUGGGAGAUCGCUGGUACGUGCUCUGGGAGAUCGCUGAGCAGCGUGACGCGGAUCAAAGCCUCUGUGGAGCAGCGUUCACAGCUGGAGAUCUGGAGAUUCAGUUAUGGCAGAAGUCGACGUGCCAAUAUGCAUGGGCAGCCGGGUUAAAGCUGGGAGUGGGGGAGUUGUUUUGGGUAGUUGUGGUGGGGGGUUUGAGUGGGGGUAUGGGGGGGGGGGAGGGGGGUUGUAAUAGGGGUUUGUUGAGGGUGGAUGAUGGGGGUUUGGGGGUGGUGGGGUGUGGUUUGGGGUUUGUUGGGAUUGGAGGGGGGGGGGGGGUGGGGGGAUUGGUGGGGUGGGUUGAGUAUAGGUGGGGAGUUGAGUGGGUGAUGUUUGUGUGGUUGGAAGAGUUGUUGAGGUUUUUGGGGUUGGUGUGGUGGGGUUGGGUGGUUGAGUUGGUGAUGUUUUUGGUUUGUAUGUAUUGUUUUGGGUGUUGGUUGGGUAUGUUGGUUGGUGGGGGGGGGGGUGGUGGGGUGUUGGGGGGUUGGGGGGUGGGUGGGGUGGGGGGGUUUUGUGGUGGGGUGGGGGGGUGGGGGUUGUGUGUUUGUGGGGGGAGGUGUGGGUGUGGGGGGGGGGUGGUUUGGUGGUGUGGUGUUUGUGUGUGGGGGUUGUUGUGGUUGUGUGGGGGUUUGGGGGGGGGGUGGGGUUGGUGUUUUGGGGGGGGUGGGUUGGUUUUUUGGUGGGGUUGGGGUUGGGUUUUGGGUGUUUGUGGUUGGGUUUGUGUUGGGGUGGGUGGGGGUGUGUUUUUGGGGGUGGGUUGGUGGGUUGUGGUUGUGGUUGUGGUGGUGUGGGGGGGGGGUGGUGGGGGUGUGGGGUUUUGGUUGUGGGUGGGUGUGGUGGGGGGGUUGGGGGGGGUGUGGGGGGUUGUGUUGUGGGGGGUGUUUGUGGUGUGGGGUGGGUUGGGGGGUGGGGGGUGGUUGGUUGGGGGGUUGGGUGGGUGUGUGUUGGUGGGGGUUGGGUGGGGUGUUUGUUGGGGUGUGGGGGGGGUGGUGGUUGGUUGGGGUUGUGUGUUGUGGGUGUGGGGUGUGGGGGGGGGGUGGGGGGGGGGGUUGGGUGGGGUGGUGGUGUGGGUGGGGUUUGGGGGGUGGUUUUGUGGGUGGGGGGGGUGGGGUUGUGUGGUUUUGUUGGUGGGGUGGUGGGGGGGGGGGGGGGUGGUGUUUGUGUGGUGGUGGGGGUGGGGGUUGUGGUUGGGGGGGGGGGUGGGGGGUGGGGGGUGGUGGGGGGGGGUGGGGGGGGGGUGGGGGGGGGUUUGGGGUGGUGGGUGUGGGGUGGGGGGGGUGGGGGGGGGGGGGGUGGGGGUUGUGGGGGGGGGGGGGUUUGGGUGGGGGGGUGGUGGGGGGGGGGGUUGGUGGUGGGGUGUGGGGUUUGGUUGGGUGUGGUUUGUGUGGGGGGGUGGGGUGUGGGUGUGGGGGUUGGUGGGGGGUGGGGGGGGGGGGGUGGGUGGGGUGUGGGGGGGGGUGGGGUGGGGGGGUGGGGGGGGUGGGUGGUGGGGUUUGGGGUGGGGUGGGUGGUGUUUGUUGUGUGUUGGGUGGUGUUGGGGGUGUGGGUGGUUUGGGUGGGUUGUUGUGGUGGUUGGUGUUGGUUGUUGUGUUGGGUGUUGUGGGGUUGGUGUGGUGGGGGGUUUGGGGGGGGUGUUUGGGUGGGGUUGUUGGGGUGUGGGGGGGGUGGGGGGUGGGGUUGUGUUUGGUGUGUGUGUGUUGUUGGUUUUGGUUGGGUUGGUGGGGGUGUGGGGGUUGUGUUGGGGGGGGGGGGUUUUGGUGGGUUGGUGUUGUGUGGGGGGGGGGGGUGGUGGUUGUUGUGGGGGGGGGUGGGGGGUGGGGUGGUUUUGGGGGUGUUGUGUGGGGGGUUUGGGGUGGGUGGGGGGGGGGUGGGGGUGGGGGGUGGGUGUGUUGGGGUGUGGGGUUUUGGUGUGGGUGUUUGUGGUGGGUUGGGGGUGGUGGGGGGGGGGGGUUGGGGUGGGGUGGUUUGUGUGUGGGGGUGGGGUUGGGGGGUGGGGUGUGGGUGUUGGGGGGGUGGGGGUGGGUUUUUUGGUGGUGGGGGGGUGUGGUGGGGUGGGGUGUGGUGUUGGGGGUGUUGUGGGGGUGUGGUGGGUGGUUUGUUUGGGGGGGGGGGGGGGUGGGUGGAGGGGGGGGGGGGGUGUUUGGGUUGUUGGUUGUGUGGGGGUGUGUGGGGGUGGGGGUGGGGUGUGUGUGUGUGUGUUGUUGUUGGGGUUGGUGUGUUUGUUGUGGUGGUUUUUGUUGUGUGGUUGUUGGUGGUGUUGGGUUUGGGGGGGGUGGGGUGGGUUGUGGGUGGUUGUGUGGGUGGUUUGUGGGUUUGUGGUGUGGGGGGGGGGGGUGGGGGGGGGUGGUGGGGGGGUGGGUGGUUUUUUGGGGGGGGGUGGGUGGGGGGUGGGGUGGUUGGUGGGGGUGGUGGUUGUUUUUGUUGGUGGUGGGGGUGGUUGGUUGUGGGUGUGGGGGGUGUGGGGGGUGGGAUUGUUGGGGGGUGGUGGUGUGGGUGGGUGUGGGGUUGGUGUGUUGGGUUGUGGGGGGGGUGUGGUUGGGUGGUUGGGGGUUUUGUGGGGGUGGGGUGGGGGGGUGUGUGGUUGGGUUUGGUGGUGGUGGGGUGGGUGGUUUGGGGGGGGGGUUGGGGGUGGUUUGUUUGUUUGGGGGUUGGGGUGGGGGGGGUGGUUUUGGGGGGGGGGUGUGGAAGGUGUGUGUGGAGAGAGUGGGUGGGAAGUGUGGGGUGGUGUGGGGUUGUUGGGUGGUUGGUGUUGGGGGGUGGGGGUGGGGGGGUGUGGGUGUGGUGUUGGUGGGUGGGGUGGGGGGGGGGUGGUGGGUUGGGGGUGGUUUGUGUUGGUUUUGGGGUGGGGGUGGGUUGGGGGUUUGGGGGUGUGUGGGUGGGGGGUGGUUGGGGUGGGUUGGGUUUUUGGUGGGUGGGUGGGGGGUGGGGUGUGUGUUGUGUUGGGGUGGUUUGGUGGGGUUUGGGGGGGGGGGGGGGGGUGUUGGGGGGUGGGUUGUUGUGUGGGGUGUGGGGGUUGUUUGUGGGGGUUUGUGGGGGUGUUGUGGUGGUGUUUUGUGGGUUGGGGGUGGGGGGGGGGGGGGGGGUGUUGGGUGGGUGGGGGGUUGGUGUGGUUGGUGGGGGGGGUUGGGGGGGGGUGGGUUGGGGGGGGGUGGGGGGGUUGGGGUUGGUGUUUGUGUGGGGGGGGGGGGUGUUGGGUUGUGGUGUGUUGUGUUGGGUUGGUUUUUUGGUGGUUUGUUGUGUGUGUUGGUGUGGGGGUUGUUGUGGGGUGUGUGUUGUGGUUUGGGGUGGGGUUGGGGGGGGGGGGGGGGGGUUGUGGGGGGGGUGGGGUGGUGGUGGUGGUGGGUGUGGUGGGUUUGUUGGGGUUGGUGUGUGGGGUGGGUUGGGGUUGGUGGGUGGGGGUUGGGGGGUGGUUUGGUGGGGUGUGGGUUGGGGUUUGGGGGGUUGUGUUGGGUGGGGGGGGGGGGGUGGGGGGGGUUUGGGGGGUGGGGUGUUGGUGGUGUGGGGGGGGGGGGGGUGGGGUGGUGGGGGUGUGGGUGGGUGGGUGGGGGUGGUGGGUGGUGUGGGGGUGGUGGGGGGUGGGGGUUGGGGGUGUGGGUGGGGUUGGUGGUGUUGGGGUUGUGGUGGUGUUGGGGUUUGGGUGGGGUUGGGUGUGUGGGUGGUGGGGUGGGGGUGUGGUGGGGGUUUUGUGGUUGUUGGGUUUUGGGGGUGGGUGGGGUGGGGGUUGGUGGGGUGGUGGUUUGAUGGUUGUGUUGGGGGGGGGGGUUUGGUUGUGUUGUGUGUGGUGGGUGGGUGGGGGGUGUGGGGUGUGGGGGGGGGGGUGGGUGGGGUGGGGGUGGGGGUGGUGGUUUUGGUGGGGGGUUGGGUUGGGUUUGGGUGGGGUGGGUGGUGUUGUGUGUUGGUGUUUGGUUGGGUUGGGGUUGGUGGGGUGGGGGUGGGGGUUGGUUGGGGUGGUGGGUUUGGGGUUUGUUGGGGUGGUGGUGUGGGGGGUGGGGGGUUGUGGGGGGUGUGUGGUGGGGUGUGGUGGGUGGGGGUUGUGGGUUUGUGGUGGGGUGGGUGUGUUGUUUGGGGGGGGGUUGUGUUGUGGGGUGGGUGUUGGUUGUGGGGUUGUUUGUUGGGGUGUUGUUAUGUGGUGGGGUUUGGGGGGGUGGGGUUGGUGUUGUGGUGGUUGGUUGGGGGGGGUGGUGUUGGUGGGUGGGUGGGGGGGGUGUGGUGUGUGGGGUGGGGUUGGGGGGGUUUGGGUGGGGUGGGUGGUUGGUUGGGGGUGGUGUUGUGUGGUGGGUGGUGGGGGUGGGGGGGGUGUUGUGGGGGGGGGGGGGGGGGGUGUUUGUUGUUUGUGUUGGGUGUGGGGUGUUGGGGGGGUGUGGGGGGGGGUGGGGGGGGGGGUGUUUUGUGGGGGGGUUGGGGGUGUGUUGGUGGUUUUUGUGGGGGUGGGGUGGGGGGGGGGUUUGGUUUUUGGGUUGUGGUGUGUGGGGGGGGGGGGUGGGGUGGUGGUUGUGGUGGGGGGGUUGUUGGUGGGGUGGGUGGUGUGUGGUGUUGUGGGUUGGGGGUGUGGUGGGUGGGGUGUGUGUGGGUGGUUUGUUUGGGGGUGGGGUGUGUGGGGGGUUUGUUGGUGGGGGUGUGUGUUUUUGGGUGGUGUGGGGUGGGGGGGGUGUGGGGGGGGUGGGGGUUGGGUGGGGGGGUGGGGGGUGGGUGUGGUGUGGUUGGGUGUGUGUGGGGUUUUUGGUGUGUUGGGGGGGUGGUGUGGGGGGGGGGGUUGGUGUGUUUGUGUUUUGGUGGGGGGGGGUUGGGGGGGUGGGGGUGGGGGGGGGGGUGGGGGGGUUGUGGGGGUUGGUUUGGGGUUGUGGUGUGGGGGGGGUGUGUUGGGGGGGGUGUGGUUGUUGGGUGUUUUGUUUUGUUGUGGGGUUGUGGUUGGGGUGGUGUGGUGUGGGUUGGUGUGGGGGUGUGUUGGGUGUGUGGUUAGGGUGUUGUGGUUGUUUGUGGUUGGUUGGGGUGGGGGGGGGGGGUGGUUGGGGGUGGGUUUGUGGUGGGGUUUUGGGUGGGGGUUGGUGGGUUGGGGGGGUUGUUGGGGGGGUGUUUUUGGGUGGGGGGUUGGGGUUGGGGGGUGUGGUGUGGGGGGGGUGUGGUGUGGUGGUGGGGGGUUGGUGGGUUGGGUUGGGUUGUGGUUUGGGUGGGUGGGGGGGUUUUGGGGGGUGGGUGUGGUUGUGGGGGGGGGGGGUGGGGUGGGGGUGUGGUGGGGUUUUGGUGGUGGGUGUGUGUGGUGGGUGGGGGUGGGGGUGUUGGGUUUUGGGUGGGGGUGUGGGUGGGUGUUGUGGGUUGGGGGGUGGGUGGGGGGGUGUGAUUGUGGGGGUGGGUGUGGUGGUGUUGUGGUGGGGUGGUGGGGGUGUUUGUGGUGUUGGGGGGGGGUUGUGUGUUUGUGGGGGGGGGGGGUGUUGGGGGGGGGUGGGGGUGGUGGGGGUGGGGGGGGGGGUGUGGGGGGGGUGUGUGUUGGGGUGUGGGUGUGGGGGGUGGGUGGUGGUGUUGGGUGGGGGUGUGUUGGUGGGGGUGGGUGUGGGGGGGUGUGGGGGGGUGUUGUUGGGGGGGUGGGGUGUGGUGGGUGGGUUGGGGGUGGGGGGGGUGUGGGUUUGGUGUGGGUUGUGGGUGGGGGGGUUGGUGUGGGUGUGUUGUUUUGUUGUUGGUGGGGUGUGUGGUUGGGGGGGGUGUUGGGGGGGUUGUGGGUGGGGGGGGGGGUUGGGGGGGGGGGUGGGGGGGGGUGGGGGGGUGUUUGGGGUGGGGUGGUGUGUGUGAGUGAGUGUGGGGGUGGGGUUGUGGGUUUGGGGGUUUGGGGGGGGUGUUGGGGUGUUGUGGUUUGGGGGUGUUUUUGUUUGUGGUGGGGGGGGUGGGGGGGGUGGGGGGGGGUUUGGGGGGGGGUUGGGGUGGGGGGUGGUGGUUUGGUGGGGGUGGGGGGUGUGGUUGUGGGGGGGUGUGUGUGUGGGGUGUUUUGUUGUUUGGUGGGGGGGGGGUGUGGGGGGUGUGGGGUGGGGUGUUGGGGUGGGGGGGGUGGGGGUUUUUUUUGGGGUUUUGUGGGUGGUUGGGGGGGGGUGUGGUUGUGGGGGGGGGGGGUUGUGGUGGGGUGGGGGGGGUUGGUGUGGUUGGUGUUUGGGGGUGGUUGGGGGGGGGUGUGGGUGGGGUUGGUUUUUUUGGUGGGUGGGGUUUGUGGGGGGGGUGGGGUGUUGUUUGUGGGGGUGGGGGGGUGGUUGUUGGGGGGGGGUGGGUGGUGGGGGGGGGGGGGUGUUGUGGGGGUUGUUUGUGGGGGGGGUGGGUUGUGUUUUGGGGUGGUGGGGGUUGGUGGGUGGGGGGUUUGGGGGUGUUGGGGUGUGGGGUGGUGGUAUUGGGGGGGUUGUGUGGUGUGGGUUGUGGUGUGGGUUGUUGUGGUGUGUGGGGUGGGUGGUGUGUGGGUGGGGGGGGGGGGGUUGGUGGUUGGGUGGGUGGUGGGUGGGGUGGGUUGUGUUUGUGUGGGGGGGGGUGGUUGGGGUUGGUGGGUUUUGUGUUGUUUGGGGGUGGUGGUGUGGUGGUGGGGGUUGGGGGGGGGGUUGUGUUGGGGGGGGGGGUUGGGGUAUGGGGGUGGGGUGUGUGUGUGGGUAGAGUGUGGGUGGGUAGGGUGGGGUGUGGGGGGGGGGUGUUUUGGGAGAUUGGGUGAUAGUUAG
Molecule: messenger RNA, 6774 nt
Organism: Knipowitschia caucasica
Lineage: Eukaryota; Metazoa; Chordata; Actinopteri; Gobiiformes; Gobiidae
Source: the annotation of a GenBank genome assembly